AUGGCCCCACCUCGUGUCAUUGUUGUCGGCGGUGGCCUUUCCGGCCUCAGCGCUGCGCAUACCGUCUACCUCAAUGGUGGCAACGUCCUGGUCCUGGACAAGAACAACUUCUUCGGUGGCAACUCGACAAAGGCCACCUCCGGAAUCAAUGGUGCGCUUACUCGCACUCAGGUCGACCACCAGAUCGGCGACAGCGUCAAGCAAUUCUACGAAGAUACCCUCAAGUCCGCCCGUGACAAGGCGAGACCAGACCUGAUCAAGGUCCUCACAUAUCAAUCUGCUUCCGCCGUCGAGUGGCUGCAGGAUGUUUUCAACCUCGAUCUUACCCUCGUGUCCCGGCUCGGUGGCCACUCUUUCCCCCGAACCCAUCGAGGCCACGAUGCCAAGUUCCCUGGUAUGGCCAUCACAUAUGCUCUCAUGCAGAGAUUAGAAGAGCUGUGCGAGUCCGACCCCGACCGUGUCCAGGUCAUCAAGAAGGCCAAGGUCACGGAGAUCAACAAGGACGGCAAUACUGUGACUGGUCUCAAGUACGAGUUCAACGGCGAAACCCACUCCGUUGACGGCGUUGUCGUCCUUGCUACUGGUGGUUAUGCUGCUGACUUCUCCGACGAUUCCCUCCUCAAGAAGUGGCGUCCAGAUACGUUCGAUCUUGCCUCGACCAAUGGCACCCAUGCCACUGGCGAUGGCCACAAGAUGCUUAUGAAGAUCGGCGCCAAUGACAUUGACAUGGACAAGGUUCAGGUUCAUCCUACGGGUCUAGUCGAUCCCAAGGACCCUGGCUCAAAGUGGAAGUUCCUGGCUGCUGAAGCCCUUCGUGGCGAGGGUGGCCUGCUACUGAACAACAAGGGCGAGCGAUUCUGCGACGAUCUUGGCCACCGAGACUACGUCUCUGGCAAGAUGUGGGAGGAGAAGGAGGCCGGCAGGUGGCCCAUCCGUCUUGUGCUUAACUCCAAGGCCUCCAACGUUCUCGACUUCCACACCAGACACUACUCUGGCAGAGGCCUAAUGAAGAAGAUGACCGGCAAGGAGCUCGCCAAGGAAAUUGGCUGUGGCGAGGAAGCCCUCAGAAAAUCUUUCAAGACGUACAAUGCCGUUGCCGAGGGCAAGGAGAAGGAUCCCUGGAACAAGAAGUACUUCCACAACGGCCCCGUCGAGGUCGACGAUGACUUCCACGUUGCUGUGAUGGAACCCGUGCUGCAUUUCACCAUGGGUGGUAUGGAAAUCAACGACAAGGCUCAGGUGCUCAACUCGGAGAAGAAGCCCUUUGACGCUCUCUAUGCUUGUGGUGAGCUAGCUGGUGGUGUUCACGGUGCCAACCGUCUAGGCGGUUCAUCACUACUUGGCUGUGUCGUUUAUGGUCGUGUUGCGGGCGCUUCGGCGUCGCAAUAUCUCUUCCAGAAGCUGACUGCUGGAGGUGCUACUGGUGCCAACCAGCGCCUUGGUCAAAUCUCCCUGCACAUCGAUCCCUCGACACCUGGCAAGAUUUCGGUCGAGUGGGGUCAGGGUGCUGAGGCUGGACCGUCGGUGGGCAAUGCCACCACUAACCAGCAGGCGCAGAAGAGCGCUGGACCUGUUAUGGAUGGCAACAAGUCUUCCGAUCCUGGCAAGAAGAAGGAUACCAACGAUGUUUCAAAUUUCAAGGUCCCCGAGAAGGAGUAUACGCUUGAGGAGGUGGCCAAGCACAACAAGAAGGAUGAUCUGUGGAUCGCAGUCAAGGGUGUCGUGAUGGACGUCACCAACUGGCUGGACGAGCAUCCUGGCGGCCCUCAGGCUCUUUUCUCACACAUGGGCAGAGAUGCUACCGAAGAGUUCGAGAUGCUUCACGAUGAUGAAGUUAUCCCCAAGUAUGCUGCCGACAUUGUCAUUGGACGUGUCAAGGGUCAGGAAGUUACGCUGGAGUAUUAG
This is a messenger RNA of Cyphellophora europaea CBS 101466, 1905 nucleotides long. RefSeq lists its product as uncharacterized. The transcript is spliced from 3 exons. Bases 1 to 1905 code for a protein of 634 amino acids. The record is from RefSeq and is a predicted model, not a curated record. Gene Ontology annotation, molecular function: oxidoreductase activity; FMN binding. Lineage: Eukaryota; Fungi; Ascomycota; Eurotiomycetes; Chaetothyriales; Cyphellophoraceae.